AUGACCUUCCAGCACCAGGAGGACACGGAACCGGCGGAUGUUCAACAACUUGAAGAUCAGAUGCGGAUGUUAAACAGCAACGCGGGGCUCAACCAGGAUUUGGAUAUCGAUCAGUUGCUAGAGCCCUUGACCUCGAUGGGGACCAGCAAGGCCCUGGAGAUCCUAUCGCACUUGGAAGAAAAGGCAUCUGAGGUGAAAAACCCCACGAACUACAUCUUGGCGGCAGUGAGCAAACGUGGUAAAGGAAAGGGCAAAGGCAAAGGCAAAGGCGGUCAGGAUCGACGUGGAAAGGGCGUGAUCAAGACCCAUUUGAAGGAGAAGAGGACCUUUGAUCCAGCCAUGGUCGAAAAGGUGAAAAAGAGAAUCUCCUGGCUCAACGACAAAGCAAACCUGAACGAUCAGCUAAGCUAUGACAAGGUAGGAGAGCUGCUGCUGGAAUCCGGGCCCAUUGCGGAGGUGAUGAAGAUCCUGAAGACCUUGGAAGAAAACGCUUCCGAGGUGCGCAAUCCCAACGGCUACAUCACCAGUGCGGCGCGACGCCUCCGUGAGGAAGGUGUGGCACCUGAACCCAAGACAGGCCCCAAGAAACAGGACUACAGGAAUGAGCCUUUGGACAAGCAGUUGCGAGCGCACAUUGUUUGGCUGAACAAAGAGGUUCCGCUGAACGCCUUGUUGGACUAUGACAAGGUGUCUCAGAGCCUGCUGAGCAUCGAGACCGCGGAUGCAGGGGAGAUCCUAAGGCGACUAGAGGAGAGCGCCAAAGAGGUUAGGGACCCGAACGGUUAUGUCAUCAAAGCAGCUCAGCGUGUCAUUGAGGGCGACCAUGGCAAGGGUGGACGCAAGGGGGACCGCUGGGAGGUGCCAGAGCCCCCUCCGCCCACGUCUUCAUCCUCAGUGCGACGGCCUCCGCCACGGCCGCCACCAGCCAGUACGGAAGAUGACAAGAUCGCCAAGCGUGUCCACUGGUUAAAUGGCCACGCCAACUUAUCCUCGCCCUUAGAUUAUGAUCGCUUGGCUUCCUCUUUCCGGAACCUCGGGUACUACCAAUCCUUAGAGGUCUUGAACAAUUUGGAGGAACAUGCAUCCACAGUGCGUGAUCCGACUGCCUAUGUGUUGGCAGGGAUCAAGAAGAUCACACACGAUGGCGGUUCUGCGAGACCAUCCACUUCGCAAGCAUUACCAGCUCCAUCCAAGGGAGGUGGCCGAGGAAAAGGUGGCGAAGACAAACUUCGCCGCCAGAUUGAGUGGCUCAAUGACCGCGUUUGCACCACGGGCAUCUUGCAACUUGAUAAGGUCGUGGCCCCGGAAACUCAGCUGAGCUGCCGAAGAGUCCCACCUUCCAUGGUCAAUACCUUCGGUGGCGAGAACGAUUUGCUAUGCAUAGAGGGGGCCUCCACACCACAAGGGUCUGUGGUUCCGAUGAGCUUUAACCUCUACCAUGUGGCUGGUCUGUUCCCUUCAAUUUUCAGGACCAUUGGACUGGCCACAUUCACCACUGAUUCGGAGGAAACCAUCUCCAAAAGAUCAUCCCCAAAUGACCUUCCCAUGGACGCCACCGGAAAACCCAGCAUGCUUCGCGGCAAGCCGCCAUGGACGCGCCGCCAAGUGCCCGUGCCCGGGAACCCCACGGGAGUCCCAACCGAGGAGGCAGAUCCCCGGAAGCCUGCCCCCUUUGCCAAGGAUCUUCGGGCCAUCGCUAAGGUGAGCAGCACCAGUUCCACAGUGGAACCCGACAAACGUGCCUUGAGUUUGCCACCGCGCGUGGCGGUGGCGGUGCACGAAGCGCAAGCGGCGGCAGGCGCAGUGGAGGAAGGGGGGCAGACGACAUGGCGCUAUGUGAUCCAGUUUGGCAACAACUCAGGUUUGUUGCGCCAACUCAUGCGCUCUCGACGUUUGUGGGCCCCUGCUCCUGGAGAUCCGGGCCAUUCCGCGGGGGGCGGAUCGUACCAGGAGCGUCGGGUGAAGCUGAAAGCAUGUCCAGCUGGGGAGAUUAAUCUCCUGUGGACCCAGUACAGAUCAUUGGCCUUUCUAAACGCCAUGGCUCUGCAGCUCCAUGGUUUGAGGGUGGAACUCAACGAGGAAAAGACCCUGAAACUGAAGGCCUCGAAGGCCGCAGCCAAACAAAGCACCGAUCUUCCACCGGCGCUUCGGUGUCACAACCAUUUUGAAGGCAGUGGGUCCAUUUGCACCAAGAAGGGUCUUUGCGAGGCGAUGUCGACCUUCUUCAUGAACCAGAAUCGCGACCCUUUUGGGGCACUGCCCUUGACCUUCAUCGUGGAAGGGAGCGCUGACCCUCAGUUCACCUUAUUCGAGGAGGCCUAUCAGAACAUGGCCUCGAAGCGGAUUUGGAUCGUGAAGCCAGCUGAGUGGGCCAAUCGCGGCUGUGGCAUCCGUAUCUACAAGUCGGUAGAGGAUGUCCGGGCCCGAGUGGAUUCCAAAGAACGCAGCUGGGCGAUUCAGAAGUACAUCGAACGGCCCUUGCUGAUCCAUCACCGUACCUGGCAGGGCAAGGGGUAA
This is a messenger RNA of Cladocopium goreaui, 2517 nucleotides long. The record is from the annotation of a GenBank genome assembly. Lineage: Eukaryota; Dinophyceae; Suessiales; Symbiodiniaceae.